This is a messenger RNA of Phanerochaete carnosa HHB-10118-sp, 330 nucleotides long. RefSeq lists its product as uncharacterized. The transcript has a single exon. The record is from RefSeq and is a predicted model, not a curated record. Lineage: Eukaryota; Fungi; Basidiomycota; Agaricomycetes; Polyporales; Phanerochaetaceae. Bases 1 to 330 code for a protein of 109 amino acids.
AUGGAUGGACCCCUUGCGUUCGGUUACAAAGUUACAUACCAGUGGGUUAUCAGUCGUGCCAAAGAGAUUGGUAUAGAACCCGAGGACGACUCCGUUAGAGCGAGGGCAGAUGUUAUGGUGGACCUGAUAACCACCCUCGCAGCGCAAGUCGGCUUGUUACGGCAGGUCCGGCCAAUCUGUGUCAGGGGCAAAGGUGUUGUUGCUUUCUGCAUCGCCUCCACUGACCCCGGCGACGGGCUACCUCGGAGAGUGACGGAUGCUGCCAAGAUUGAGAAGCUCAGGCAGAUGGUUGGCGCAGACGGGCCUCCGAGCUGGUGGCGGCAGGAUUAG